Messenger RNA from Xiphophorus couchianus (Monterrey platyfish), 6767 nucleotides. RefSeq names its product nerve growth factor receptor a (TNFR superfamily, member 16) (gene ngfra). NCBI's taxonomy places the organism in Eukaryota, Metazoa, Chordata, Actinopteri, Cyprinodontiformes, Poeciliidae. The coding region runs from base 375 to 1424 and encodes 349 amino acids. The record is from RefSeq and is a predicted model, not a curated record. Gene Ontology annotation, cellular component: plasma membrane; cell surface. The transcript has 6 exons. Gene Ontology annotation, molecular function: death receptor activity; coreceptor activity; nerve growth factor binding. Gene Ontology annotation, biological process: Rho protein signal transduction.
GAUAAACCGGAGGCUGGACGUGACUCUCUCCUCUCCUCUCCUCCGCAGUGCACUUGCAGCUGAGCAGCUCUCCGGACAGGACCGUCUCCUCCUCCCCUCCUCUCCUUUAUAUCACUCCUGCCUUUGGCGCUGGCCAGAGUAGCAGCGGCGCUGCUGGAAGGCUGCGGAGACUCUUCCAUCCGACUCCACGGUGCGGAGGUUUUCCCGGACACACGCGUGACGGCGCGGACUCUUAAUCCCGCUGAAUCCCAAUCCGACAACAAUCCGUGCCUCUGGAAUUAAGAUGAGCGCUUCUGCCGCACGGCUCUACUCCACAUAGCGCCGCGUUUCCCUGCUCCAGAUCUGUUUCAUGUGACUCCUGCGUACGAAGAAGGAUGACUGCUACCUUUCCGCUGGUGAUUCUGUGCGCCUUGGCGACGUUAGCGCUGGCGUCCAAGACGGAGCGGGCGCUGAACGUUGAGUGUGACUCUGGCCAGUUCACCACCGGCGGGGAAUGCUGCAUGGAGUGUCCACCUGGAGAGGGAGUGGUGAAGGAAUGUGGCGCCGCUCAGACUGUCUGCGCUCAGUGUUUGGACAGUGAGACCUACUCAGAGAACUACAGCCACACGGAGAAGUGCAAACCGUGCACUCAGUGUACCGGCCUGAUGCGGAUGGAGACUCCCUGCACCGACUCCAAUGACGCCAAAUGCGUCUGCAAGUACAACUUCUACUUCAACAGCGUCUCUGGACGAUGCGAGCCAUGCACUGUGUGCCCGCUGGGACAGGGCGUUUACUCGCACUGCGACGCUUACCACGAUACCAUAUGUGAGGAGUGUGUGGACGAGACGUUUUCUGACCGGGAGAGCUACCUGGAACCCUGUUUACCCUGCACCAUCUGCGAGGAAGACAUCGAGACUCAGCUGGCUGAGUGCACGCCCACCAGUGACUCCGUCUGCCACAACCCAAACAUGCCCACAGACUUUCCAAUCAUAAACAGCGAAGCAUCGAUUUUUCCCGAUUACCCCGACCAGGAAGGCUCGAUCAGCCCGUUCCCGAGCGGAGAGACGACCACGUCCAACGGCGGCGCUCCUCACUUCCUCGGCCGGGGCUUCAACGAAAACCUCAUCCCGAUUUACUGCUCAAUCCUGGCUGCUGGUGUGGUCGGCCUGGUGGCAUACUUCGUGUUUAAGAGGUGGAAUAGCUGCAAGCAAAACAAGCAACCAGCUAAUAACCGUGCGGCUACAAACAACCAGAUGGUAACACCGGAGGGAGAGAAGCUGCACAGCGACAGCGGCAUCUCAGUCGACACUCAGAGUCUGCAGGAGCAGCAGCAGCACGCACAGGCUGAAGCCCAGCCUCAGCCGUCACGCUCACACACACUGGAGCAAAUAGUGGUGAGGGUAGAUGGAAGCCCCCAGCCCGACUCGCCUCCGACUGAAGUCUAAGGAAGAAGAGGAGGAGGAGGAAGACGAAUUGGCAGGGCUCGGGAACCGAAGGAAGGGGGUGCCACGCAGAGAAUGUAAAAACAAGACAUUGAUUCAUAAUUCAAGUGGCCACAGAAAAACGUACAGAAACCCUCCAAUGUGCUUGGGGCAGCCGACGGAGACUCUUCGUCCCUGCAUGUGGAGUCAAACUCUGUCUUAUAGAGUGCCUGGACACCGAAUCUAUGGCAAUAGCAAACAAGAACAAGUAUAACAACAUGCAACAUAGUUUUUAGGAGCUGCCAGAUUAACCUGUACUUCCCUUUUAACGUCUCCGUUUUUAAUCCCAUGUUUAUGCUUUUUUUUAUUUUUUCUUUAUUUGGAGGGCAUUUUUUCUCCUCCUGUCCUCUCUGUUCUCUGUUGGCAUCAGAGAUACAAAAACAGCAGGGGUGCCAUUAGCAAUUCCCAGCUUUUUCUGGAAUUUCUUCCUUCCCUUUCAUUUAAUGACCAAUGUUAAUGUCAUUGUUUGAGAACAGCUACAAGGAUUCAUCCUAGUGACUCAUGUUUUGAUGAGACUGCUCAGUAAUUAACUCUUUUUUUUGUUUUUUUGAAUAAUUAGAUGGCUCUAUGGCUGUGUAACAGACAUAAACUCCCUCUCUAGCAGUGCCUCCAGGGAUUGUAUUUUAGCAGCUUCAUGUUCAUAAUGUUUGUCUCAUGUUUGUGUUUGCGCGGUUGUGUCAUUUUGAGGCUUUAGUUUCACGACCGAAUCAGCAGGCUGGAUUCGCUGGAGGUGCAACGUGAGAGGAACAUCUCUGGACUCAGCGCCGCUGCUGACUCACCGAGAUGAGUCGUCUGAUGGGAAACGGGGGGUGGAAGGGAUCCAUUUACAGAGCCAAAAAACAAACAAGCAAACAAAAAAGAAUCACGACUGCUAAUUAAACUACUUAAAUGAGUUUGGGACUGGGAAAAAAAUCAAAUCUGCAGGAGGAAUCCCAUCCAAUCAUUCUUCGGUGAAAUUGGGACAGCCCUCAGAGGAAGCCGGCGCUUCCACCUCCACAAGCUCACGCCUACCGUAAAACACACACCCUUACUUACACAAGGCUUACCUGGGAGGCGGGUAGUAAUUACCUCAGGGUUUUAGCUUUAUUUACCCUCUGCUUGCAACACAGUUCCUGCUGAAGCCUCAAUGUGACAUCAUAUUUUCAUUUUCCAAGGCAGAACCACCCGACAUUUACUGCAUUUCCCAGUUGAAAUCAAGCACUUAAGCACAGGCUUACUGUACAUCUCAGGCCUGGUGGUAUCUUUUUUUAUGGAAUGCCCCUUUAAUGUGUCCCCUUCCUGCUGCUUGAACGACUGUAGAAGUGAACUUAAAUACCAUGUAGAGGACACAUACUGUAGCCGAGCUUGACUGCAUUCAUUGCUUACAGUGGCACAUAGAUUCUCAGGAAUUAACUUGUUGUAGUAUGACUGAGAUUAAAUGAGUAUUUACACAAUUUAAAACAAUGAAAUAACAACAAGAAAUAAAUACUUUGAUUUGGUUGUUUACAUCCUGUUGAUGCAGUGCAAAUUGUUGGCCCAUAUUUGGGGAGUGAACCAGAUUCUUGCCGGUUCAACCUGUACCAAUAGUUUAAAAUAAUGUGUUAUGAGCACUUCGUUAAUGGGAGAUGGAUUAUUGUUUACAAAGGGGUGGAAGCUAACGCUGCGUUCGCGCCAAAUGCGUUUUGAGCAUCAGGCGCGUCUGGUUUACGUUCAAAGCCUAUUUGGACGCACAUUGAGAGAGCGUAGCGGCGUGUUUCGUGUGUCUAGCACCGCGCGAUUUAAAGCGUUUUGACCGUUUGACGGGCGUCCAACAUAAUGCUGGUCUGAACUUUUGCCGCUCAACUUGGAGCGUCAACUAAUCAGAGAAACUUGGCUAUGUAACAUAAUGGCCUGUAGUUGAUGUCCUGCCCGGAGAUCCAGGCACUGAUGCGGGUUAGCUGGUCGUCAGCGCCCAGCUAGCUUGUGAAACUCACAACUCCUCUAAAUUAUCUGGUAAAUUCAAAUACACGGACACAUUCUGUUGAUUUCAAUAAAUAAAACCUAGACAGUGUUUCAUCUGCCAUUGUUCAAAGUAACCAAGAGAGAAAAAAAAAUUCAAGAAGCUCCAACGCGCGUCAUGCGGUUAUCCGCCGUCAUUGUUUUUGGUUCAAUAUAAACUAAACACAAGAUGUUCAUCAUCUGAGCCUCCGUUAUGACUGCAGAAGCUUCACUACAUAAUAGUUUGGUGUCACUCUCUCAAUUUCAUCUGCCAUUGUACAAACAGACCGGCAACGGAAAACAAUAUCUCGUUCCAACUCAGGUCUAGCACCAUUUUGACGCGUGUCCAUAUAGACUUUGCGUUCGAUGACGAGCUAAAAUCACAGUGCCAUCUAGUGGCUUGGCAUGACAACUACAGCUGACUCAAAGUGUGUAGGUGGAAAAUUUCCCCAAUCAACAUCCGAAAAUACUGGCGGUUUCCAGGCAACGGUCUUCUGUAAACGUAGCCUUAUUGGCCAUUUACCAUAAAAUCUUGGUGGUUCGCCAAUCAGUUAGCCAUAAUGCUUACAGACUGCAAAACGGAAUGUGGCAAUUAAGCUAAAUCAAAAGAGCCAGCUGAUGAAAAAGUAGAACAAAAAUUUUAGUUUUAAAGAAGAAAAAUGUAUUUACCAUUUUGGGAAUUGCUUCACUCCAACUAGCCUUUGCUUGAAUUACCUCAAAGGUUAUUCCCGGUUUCUUGAAUAUACACAACCUCUUCACAGACGACAAACUGUCCAUCUAAUCUUAGUCAAAGUUUUGUGAAAAACUAUUUGCCCCUUUAAGAUUUCUUCAGUUUUGCUAACAGUUAAAUUUCCUUCCCAACCCUGUAGACCAAAGUAAUCCCUCAAAUAAAAUCUGCCAGACAAAAGAAAUAAAAAGGUCUUUUCUCUUUUUGACAAUCUGGAACACUUAAUCUGGAAUUACCCAACUGUGAGAAAAGUGUAAUAACAGAAAACAUCAAACUUCAUUUUCACUGACGUUUGAGAGCGUAAAGCUCACAAAAACAUUGCAUUGCCCUGCCUAAACCCUGUAGCUUUAAUGCAUAUUUAUUUAACAAAGAGACAAAAAUAGUAAAAAUCAUUCUGUACUGACAUUAUUCCUAAUUUUUCUUUUUUUAAAACGAAAAAUGUAUAUCUUGCUAAGUUGAACAAGGUAUUUUUAGGUAGAAAAUAUGUUUUAUAGCAUUCGAAUAUAAGUUGCAGAGACAUGAAUGAAUAGUCUGAUCAGAUGAUAGUUGUUGGAUUGGCAUAGAUUUGUCUAGAAAUAACCAGAUUACAAAUGUUAGAAAAAAAAUAAAUAAAUCAGUGUGAAACUCUAACUUAUGACACAUUUUGCUUAGAGAGUCACUUUCCAACAAUAUCCAAGAGGUAUUAGUUUUGUCAUUUUAUUCUCAGCAAGAGUAUAAAUGCAGACAAAGCCUUUAAGGAAACGAAAGAUGUUUUUUAGCUCGUUAGCGGCGCUUUUAGAGUUUAGUGAUAGAUAGGAAAUGUCUCACUGAGGGAAGAAAACAGUGAAAAUGACUCAUUACGUCCUGUGUGGCUCUGCAUGGAUCAAUCACUCAGUCACAAACACCCCAAACAAUUAAACUUUCUGGUCGCCUCACUUUUGAUUCAUGAAUCAGUGCAGUGUAAUAAAUGAAAGCAAACAAAAGUCUGCUGUAGUUUGCAGCUCUGUAGCAGAUCUUGGUGUGAAGGGGUGACCACACACACACACACACACCCCCACACACAGGAGUGUAUGAUUCACACCUCUAUUGAGAGCCAGAGUGAUUCAUCCUGAUCCUGCAUGAGGGACUGACAUUAAAGCAGACUUCUCUACACUUCGUAUGAGUGACCAGGAAGUUGAUUUAAAGGGGGAAAAAAAACAAAUUUUCUUCAUCUCCAUCCCCCCGCUGAGGUUCCAACAGCCCUCCAGCAGUGCACUCAUCCUGCCUAAAGCUGACGUAUUCCCCUUUCUCCAACAGAUUGAGAUGCUUUGUGCGAAUGUACAGCCUGGGUAGAAACAGAAAAAUAUGCAAGACAUGUUCAAAGGAAUAGUUUUCAUUAGGGAUGCACGAUAUUAUCAGCAUGGUAUCGGCCGAUAUUAGCUGCAAAAUUUAAUAUUGGACAUCGGCCGUCAAAAUAACUCACCGAUAUAAAAGGUGUUGUUUUUAUAUGACAAAACAGUGACAAUGAAGCCUGCAGCACAGCAUAGCGUCAAAUUUGCACUAUUUGAGUGUUGUCAUUGUCUAACAGAGAGCAAAUGAAUAAAUUUGACAGAAAAUAUACUGCAAGUUGAAAGUGUUACAUCAUUCUCAUCCUCCUUUUUGACAUUUGCAUUUGGUAGCAGGCUAAAUUGACAAAGAUAAUGCAGUAUUUUAAUUCCACAGUAGAGAAAGCCAUAUAGUUUCAGUAAGUAAAGUAAGUAGGUAUAAGAAAAAAAUAUCGGUAUUGGUAAUCGGCCAAAUGAGUUUUAGCAUAUCGAACAAAAAUCCAGUAUCGUGCAUCCCUAGUUUUCAUGUUAGCCCCAUUUCUGUAGGUCUGAAUUGUUUUUCUCCUUACAUUUCCUGUUUAUUAGGAGUACCACCAUCUUGAAAUGAGCAUUUUUUUUCUAAGUGAGCACUUAUUAGAUAUAAUAUGAUUGCACUCAAAGAGUGUACCACAGUUCAAGUGCCUGUGUACAGUGUCUAACGUUUUUUGAGUUCAGAUGUUUUAAUUGUUACUUUAACCAUGUUUUUAUUUUGCAUCUUUUUUCCAUUUGUGUUUUUUAAUGUGCUUUCUUUUAUAUAUUUUAGAACUAAUGAAGGAUUUUCAUGAACUGAAGUCACAAACAUGGAGCCUUGGAGACUCACAAAAACUGUAAAAACUUGGCACCAUUACAAACAGGUUGCCAAUGAACACAUACUGUAUGUUAAUAUGAUGUAUUAGGGUCAUGUAGCAUUUUGAAAGCUUAAACAUGUUACCAGGUACUUUCACAAGGCUGUUUGUCAACAGAAAUGGGCGCUACUGUACAGAUUUAAUGCAUGUACAGUAGUUUUAUCAAGUACCUCCAUUAUAGAGGCAUCAAGAUAUGUAAUCUGCAGCAUAGUGAUGUCUGUGGAGAGACUCACUGUGAAUCUCUGAGAUUUUAUUACUUGAUACAAACACAUCAGGACUUGGCCCCCCAACCCCAAAAAGCUGAAUGUCCUAUGUAGUUGCCUACUAAUGUAAAAUGCAUUCUGUAAAUGUGAAUUUCUUAGAGUUGAUACGAGAUAGAAAAACAUGCUUUAAAACGGAAAAAAAACAUGAAAUGUGUGCAACAGUAAUAAAACCACAAUAAAAAGAUUUAAUUGCA